Messenger RNA from Dendroctonus ponderosae (mountain pine beetle), 3612 nucleotides. RefSeq lists its product as uncharacterized. NCBI's taxonomy places the organism in Eukaryota, Metazoa, Arthropoda, Insecta, Coleoptera, Curculionidae. The transcript is spliced from 10 exons. The record is from RefSeq and is a predicted model, not a curated record. Bases 405 to 2471 code for a protein of 688 amino acids.
GAAUAUGUCGUACCGUAAAGGCAGUAUUCCCCACUCUCCGGAUCUUCCGCGGAGAUCUUGUAACCUGCAAGAAGUACUGACGACAAGCAGGAGUACCGACUUUGCGGAUAACAUUCUUCGUGUGGCGGUAACCGCGGUCAGACUUAUCCAAAGUACUCUCUCAAGUUCACCAAGAGCACUUCUAUAAAUCUCAAGGCCAAGGGCAGUGAGCCGUUGCACUUAAUGAUAAUACUGUAGUUAGUGCCAGUGUUGAGGUCUGUAACUUUAAUCGAUAAAUCACCAGUUAAUUGUCGGCAGUACCUGCCAGCCAGAUCUGCAAUUUCCUGGUGCUAAAGUGAAGUGAAGACAACUUCUGCCGAAAUCCAGCUCCGAUUUUCACAGAUCAAUCAAAGAUUUAAACAACUAUGAGCCACUUAAAAGAAUUACUUUUAAUUCUCUUGGUCAUCGCCCUGCGAAACUGUGAAGCUAACCCCACUGCAGAUCAAACUGGAGAAGAUGGCUCCACUAACUUGCUUGGAAAAUCACCGUCUCCGCUAGACGAAUGCGACUCGGAAAUGAUUGGAUUCGAAUUAAUCACAGGCUACGUGUUCUCUUCGCCCAACAACGUCAUAGACUCCAUUCCAGGAACUUUGAUGCUAACUGACUGCCUGGAAACAUGUCAAGGCAACGAAAGUUGCCAGUCUGUGAAUUAUGAAACAGGACUUUGCGUUCUCUUCGAGUCCAAUGCUGAUCUUCUUCCCGGUGCCUUAACCAAAUCUCAGUUCCCAGUGUUCACCAUUUACGCCCAGAAGAGCUGUUUGGGUGUGAAGCCGUGCGAAAGAGCAUGGUGCAUUGAUCGAGUACAAAACUACCGACUAACUAAUUACGUCAAAAGUCAACAAAUCGUCGGUUCGAGACAGGAGUGCUUAGAACUUUGCUUAGGAGAAACGGAAUAUGCGUGCAGGUCGGCUAAUUACAACAACGCCACAGGAGACUGUGAACUGUCCAGUAUGGACCGUCUCACUCUAGCUGGAAGCAGUUCAUUCGUGACUGCUGAGGGAUAUGAUUACAUGGAAAACAACUGUAUCGAAGAACCGACCAAAUUAUGUGAAUUUAAGAAAUUAAAUGGAAGAAUUUUGAAAACCGUUGACUCUGUAUAUCAAGAUGUUGGGUCCGUAGACGAAUGCAGAGAAUUGUGCCUUAGCUCUCCUUACAGAUGCCAUUCUUACGACUAUGGCGACACUGGUGAAAUGGUAUGCAGACUUAGCCAUCAUUCCAGAGCUACUUUAUCAGACAUUCAGGAACCGUAUCUCGAAGUGCCAGAGGCAGCAACAUACGAACUCAGCUCCUGCUACAAUGUCAGUAUCGACUGUAGAUCCGGGGACAUGGUGGCCCGGAUUCAAACCAGCAAACUUUUCGAUGGAAAAAUUUACGCUAAGGGGAGUCCAAACUCUUGUGUACGCGACGUUAACAACAGUUUGGAGUUCGAGCUGAGCAUGGCUUAUGAUAACUUGGAAUGUAAUGUACGGAAAAACGGCCUUGGAAGGUAUGUGAACGACGUUGUCAUCCAACAUCACGACAAGAUUGUGACCAGCAGCGAUCUAGGCUUAGCUGUUACAUGCCAAUACGACCUGACCAACAAAAGUGUUACAAAUGAGGUUGACCUGGGAGUCCAAGGAGACAUCAAUAAUGUCGCAACGCAUGACAUUAUCGUUGAUUCACCGAACGUGGCUAUGCGAAUCACUGACAGAAAUGGCGAAGACAUGAUGCAAUCUGCGGAAGUGGGUGAUCCUCUGGCUCUUAAAUUCGAAAUCUUGGACAGAAACAGCCCCUACGAAAUAUUCGUCCGUGAAUUAGUAGCCAUGGAUGGAGUUGAUUCCAGCGAAAUUGUUCUUAUCGACUCAGACGGUUGCCCCACAGACCAUUUCAUCAUGGGGCCGAUUUACAAAAGUGCCCAAUCAGGAAAGGCUUUACUAUCGCACUUCGAUGCAUUCAAAUUUCCUUCGUCGGAUAUGGUACAAUUCAGAGCACUUGUCACCCCUUGUAUGCCAUCAUGUGAGCCAGUGCAAUGCGAUCAAGACGACUCUGAGGGACAACUUCGCUCAGUAAUCUCAUACGGAAGACGCAGGAGGAGGAGGUCCACAGACCAAUCGCAGCAAGACCUUUUGCUGCAGCAAACUAUCCAAAUCACCGACAAAUUCGGAUUCCAAAAGGAUGGCAAUAAAACUGCGUUGAAAGAAUCCGUUUACAUUAGCGAUGAUUUUAAUACUGGUUUAUGUGUUAAUUUGCCCGCCCUCAUGGUGGCAACGAUCAUUUUCUUAGCAACUCAGAUAGCUAUUAUAGCAGUCUGGACCUUCAUAUGUCAGAGAAGGAAAGUAAGCGACAAGCUAUGCCAAGAUACAAUUAGUAUUCCGUCGCAACUUAGUGCCAGUCGCACGGACAGUCUGUGCAAACUCUAUGAAAACGGCUACUCACACUCACGUAGAUUCUAAGCCUCUUCUCAAGCUCCUGUUUGUGUAUAGAUUUAAUGACGCGCCAAUUGUCUUACCUGCGACUGGAACCACAUCAGCCAAUUCUUGCUUAAUUUCUUGGACAAUUUCAACGAAUUGUUAGUUUUGAAGCUGCUUUGAUACACAAAUGGUUUGCUAUUAAAAUACAUUCGGAGCACAACUGGCCUCGCCCCGGUUGAAUAGAAUCAAUACAUUAAUGACUAAUUGUAUUCAAUUGUUUUCUCGGAAUUAUUAUUCUAAUAAAAACGGAACUUGAAUGGUCCGUUAGCCAAUACUCAGAAAGUGCAUAUCUUCGCCUGUUCACUGCAUAUUUUGUAAUAGACAAUACGUGUGAUCAGCUUGCGCGAUGGACUUCCGUUUGAAUGUUGAACAAGCUUGAAUUUAUGGCGCUUUAACCCGCAAUAUCUACAAGUCUGAAGUCUCGACGCGACCGAUUAAAUAUAUAUUAAAAUUAGCUCUUAGUUAAAUAACUACUUUUAAGUAAUCGAUUUUCUUAAUAAAAUACUCAACCGCUUUCCAAUGGUAUAGGACCUAUGAUGCAAUAUUUAAAAUAUGAAACAAUUGUGGGUUAAAAAUUAUCGAGAAUAUAUUAAACUGGCGGUUUAAAAUUAACUAGCCCCAAAAUUUCCUAGAAGCAAAAUGUUGCAAAUCUCGAUACUUUAACCCAGAUUGGCGUUAUUUAAGCAAACAUUUAAACAGAAUAUGCCAUAUAAGCGAGCGCAGCUUUUCAGCAAAUUCUGCUUAAAUAAAAACAUAGUUUAUAGUCAAAGUACAGAGAACAGAGCAGGAUGUCGAAUCCACGAGGAAUAAAGGACGAUCGAGUGAGAUUGAAUGUGUGACUGGUGUGUGUAUAUUUAAAAUGUUAAUUUAUGGUAGCUUGUCCUUUAAGCCAAGUGGAUUGCUGGAUAGGCAGGGAGGUAACACUACCAUAAUUUUGUGCAAACAAAUCUCUGACCUUAAAUCGACGUCCAAGGUUAUCAAAAAUACCAUAACAAUUACUAAGUAAUAUAACUGUAGGCAAUUUUUUUAAGCGGACAGUAAUUUUAAGUCAGCUUUUCUGCUAAAAUAUUUCGAAAUAUUUUUAUAAUCAAAUUCAAUCCAAACAUAUAAUUAAUAUAAUCAC